Messenger RNA from Clonostachys solani, 399 nucleotides. The record is from the annotation of a GenBank genome assembly. Lineage: Eukaryota; Fungi; Ascomycota; Sordariomycetes; Hypocreales; Bionectriaceae.
AUGAACAGUCUGACAAUCGAGGGCUCAGGAGAGGUUUAUAGUGAGGAGGUUACGAAGUACCCAUUUCAGACCAUCGGCUCUGUCCCGACUGAGAACCCCGUCUCCGUAGAGGAGGAGGGUGAAGAUAGGCCCCUGUCGUACCGGAUCAGUGAGUUCACAUCGCCAUUCUACACCGCAUUCAAAGUACCUACCUCCAAGUCGCCACCUCGUAGCGAUUUGUCCAAGGAAAUGCUUGAUGGUGCUGAUCUGGUCCCGGAUAUUUCCGUCGGGGGAGCCUUGAGAGAUUCUCAAGAGAAUGGAACACACCUGAUACAUGACAUGUAUGAGGAAGAUUGGUACGAUAUGAGGCGCAUCUGGUACAGCUGGACAGGUGGCGCUAUACGAGACGGCCGCUGCUGA